Messenger RNA from Saccharomycopsis crataegensis, 219 nucleotides. RefSeq lists its product as uncharacterized. The transcript has a single exon. The coding region runs from base 1 to 219 and encodes 72 amino acids. The record is from RefSeq and is a predicted model, not a curated record. NCBI's taxonomy places the organism in Eukaryota, Fungi, Ascomycota, Saccharomycetes, Ascoideales, Saccharomycopsidaceae.
AUGCCAAACCUUCCAUCCUCCGCCCCCAGCAUAUUGUAUAUCCAAUGUUGUAUUUGUUUUUUAGAACACAAUACUAACCCAGAAUCUUUCCAGUGCUCUUGUGGCCAUCGUGCCUACCAAUGUCCCACUUGCCAACAAAUCAGCUUUAAAACCCAAGGACAUAUCGAGUUGCAGAAUUUGAGUCAGAGAUCGAUGUCAAUGCGAAGAAACAAGAAAUAG